Molecule: messenger RNA, 1474 nt
Organism: Tupaia belangeri chinensis (Chinese tree shrew)
Lineage: Eukaryota; Metazoa; Chordata; Mammalia; Scandentia; Tupaiidae
Exons: 3
Coding region: 671-1393 (240 amino acids)
Biological process (GO): positive regulation of Rho protein signal transduction
Source: RefSeq, a predicted model, not a curated record
CCCAGAGGUCCACGGCUUAAGCGUGGGGAGAGAGCAGGGAGGCACCCUUGAACAUGGGCCGUUAUCAGCACCCUGACAGACAGCAACCAGAGACCCACGGAUUUCCGGACAGGUGGUCAUGUAACAGCUGUCAUGCCCUGCUGCAACCGAGUUAUCUGGCCCUGUCUCCCCAAAACCUGUGGGGAGCUUGUGAGGGGCAGAGACUGUUGCCAUCCUACCUCGUUUGCUGUUUGGUUCCAGUGCCAAGCACAGAACCACACACAUACAAGCAGCUCAUCAAAAUGUGGACGGUCAAGUGACCACGUGGACGGCCAGGUGGGUGGAUGAAAGGCAUGGCAUACCCCACGUGACACAGCCCUCUCUCUUCCAGAUCCUGGAGAAUACCCCAGAGAGUCACGUGGACCAUUCCUCCCUAAAACUGGCCCUCGAGCAGGCAGAGGAGCUCUGCUCUCAGGUUAACGAGGGGGUUCGGGAGAAGGAGAACUCAGACCGACUGGAGUGGAUCCAGGCUCAUGUUCAGUGCGAAGGUCUCGCAGAGCAACUUAUUUUCAACUCCCUCACCAACUGCCUGGGGCCCCGGAAGCUUUUGCAUAGUGGGAAAUUAUACAAGACCAAGAGCAGUAAGGAGCUACACGGAUUCCUCUUCAAUGACUUCCUGCUUCUCACCUACAUGGUCAAGCAGUUUGCCGUUUCCUCCGGCUCUGAGAAACUUUUCAGCUCUAAGUCCAACGCCCAAUUCAAAAUGUACAAGACGCCCAUUUUCCUGAACGAGGUCUUGGUGAAGCUGCCCACAGACCCUUCCAGCGAUGAGCCCGUCUUCCACAUUUCCCACAUCGACCGGGUCUACACGCUCCGCACAGACAACAUUAACGAGAGGUCAGUCCCGGCCAGCUGUGGCUUGCCUGAAGCCUCGCAGGAAGCUGGACGCCCCCUCUCCUACACACCCUUCUCCACGGCCAAGUCCUACCAGCCCUGCGUCCUCACCAGUCUUAACAUGCACCCUGCCAGGCUUUGGCCACCUCUGAUCAGUGCCUCGCUUCUGUCUCCUCGUGGUGCUCCCACCUUCCGAAAUGGCAAAUCCGAGCCUCGGUCCCUGCUAGAGUCCUGUCAGGGACUGCCUCCAGUGACAGUCCCCGUCCUGGGCUGGUUUCCAAGACCCCGCUAUGCAGCCAGCCUCUCCCCAUCCCUCUUUCCCAUGAGCUUGCCCUCCAGCCCAACGCUGCCCUCCCAUGUACCUCUGUGUGCACAGCCACUUGCAUGGGGGCCUACGUGCCCAGCUGUCAUCCCAGUGCUCAUGUGCAUCUUCUUUCUGGAUCCCUGGCACCUUCCAGGUGCCUGGUAUUCUAUAAGCAAUCAAGAAUUGUCUAGAAAUUCUCAGCUUGAUCCUCAGUGAGUAACUGAGUCUUUUACCUGAGCUUGCUAAAGCUGAGGUUAGCAAGAAAAAGCUUUGCAGGGGCUACCUUUGGGACCAGGA